This is a messenger RNA of Bradysia coprophila, 943 nucleotides long. RefSeq names its product coagulation factor X-like. Gene Ontology annotation, biological process: proteolysis. The record is from RefSeq and is a predicted model, not a curated record. Gene Ontology annotation, molecular function: serine-type endopeptidase activity. NCBI's taxonomy places the organism in Eukaryota, Metazoa, Arthropoda, Insecta, Diptera, Sciaridae.
GACAAUGCGCUGCUUGAUUGUAAUAUUGUGUCUGCUGCAAUUCCGAGUUCAGGCCUUCGACUGGCUCGACCGGACAAUUCGUGUGGAUUUGAUUGUUGACCGUACCCGCAGAGAUUUCGAUCCGCGUUACGAUUCAAUUAAACAACAAUCGGAAACGAUGUUGAUCAGUGCAACAAAUGCCACAAAUGGACAGUAUCCGUGGAGUAUUUUCACCACAGCCUGGAUAGAUACAGAAGUCGGACUGAGAGAAGCCAUCCUGUGUUCAGGCACAAUCAUAAGCGAAAAUUUUGCUCUGAGUGAUAUCUCGUGUACCGGUCAAGACCAAAAUCCCCCAGCCAGUUCGAUUGAAUUGUAUGUUGGCCUCGCUCAAUGGCCUUUAACCACACCAACAAACUUCGUGCGACAUUUUUGGUACAUCGAACCGUCACCUGAGAAUAGUCCAAGCAUUGUGCUAUACAGACUGCACGAGUCGUUGAUAUUCAAUCCGAAUGUUCAUCCCAUUCGGUUACCAUUUUAUCAAAAUUUCUACUACGAAGGCUGGUCAUCUUUAGUGUUAGGAUAUGGUUCAUUGUCAUCUGAAACUUACGCAGCCCAGUUGCAAUCAGUGCACACCAGCAUUACGAACAACAGCUUAUGCAAUGUCGCAAUUGAUGAACACGAAAUUUGUGGCAUCGAAAGUAGAGAACCAAAUGAAACUGAUGCGGGAUUCAGCGGGGGAGCUUGGAUCGUCUACGAAUACACUGAUGCUGGAUUAGAAUUCAUUCCGGUUUUGAUUGGAAUCCAUCAAUCUUCGAAUAAUACGACAUCUUUCGGACGUGCUACCAGAGUUUCUCAUUUCUCAGAAUGGAUUGAAACGCUUACCACAGAGGCAUAGAAAGUAUUCAGAGAGUUGUAUGGACCUAGAGGUUGCUUAUGUAAUCAGAGAAGCAAUAAAAUGAACUCA